This is a messenger RNA of Coturnix japonica (Japanese quail), 1786 nucleotides long. The record is from RefSeq and is a predicted model, not a curated record. Lineage: Eukaryota; Metazoa; Chordata; Aves; Galliformes; Phasianidae.
AUCUGGUCCAUGGAAAGUACUUUUUACUACAAGUGCCACACGUCAAAACCACACAGUUAUAUUUCUGUUUGUUUUAGACAACACUGAUUUCAAAAUGGGCUCCAUCAGUGCAGCAAAUGCAGAAUUUUGUUUUGAUGUAUUCAAUGAGCUGAAAGACCAGCACGCAAAUGUGAACAUGUUGUAUUCCCCCCUGAGCAUCAUUGCAGCCUUGGCCAUGGUCUAUAUGGGAGCAAGAGGCAACACUGAGUACCAGAUGGAAAAGGCUCUUCACUUUGACAGCAUUGCAGGACUUGGAGGAAGCAUUCAGACAAAGGUACAGAAACCUAAGUGUGGCAAAUCUGUGAACAUGCACAUGCUGUUUAAAGAACUUCUUUCUGAUAUUACCACAUCAAAAGCCAAUUCUUCACUCCGCAUUGCCAACAGACUCUAUGCAGAAAAGUCACGUCCUAUCCUACCGGCUUACCUGAAAUGUGUGAAGAAACUGUACAGAUCAGGUCUGGAAACAGUGAACUUCAAAACAGCAUCAGACCAAGCCAGACAGCUCAUUAACUCCUGGGUGGAAAAGCAGACAGAAGGACAGAUCAAAGAUUUGCUUGUAUCAAGCUCCACUGAUCUUAAUACAACGCUAGUCCUUGUUAACGCCAUUUACUUCAAGGGGAUGUGGAAGACAGCAUUUAAUGCAGAAGAUACUCAAGAAAUGUCCUUCAACAUAACAAAGCAAGAAAGCAUACCUGUGCAAAUGAUGUGUCUGAACAAUACUUUUAAUGUGGCCACAUUGCCUGAGGAGAAAAUGAAGAUCCUGGAGCUCCCAUACGCCAGCGGAGAGCUGACCAUGUUGGUGCUGUUGCCUGAUGAGGUUUCUGGCCUGGAGCGGAUUGAGAAGACAAUUAACUUUGAAAAACUCAAUGAGUGGACCAAUCCCAAUAACAUGGAGAAGAGGAGAGUGAAAGUGUACCUGCCCCGAAUGAAGAUUGAGGAAAAAUAUAACCUCACAUCUGUCUUAAUGGCAUUGGGAAUGACCGACCUGUUCAGCCAUUCAGCCAAUCUGACUGGCAUCUCUUCAGCAGAGAGCUUGAAGAUAUCCCAGGCUGUGCAUGGAGCCUUCAUGGAACUCAGUGAAGACGGCACUGAGGUGGCAGGCUCUGCAGAGAUGACAGAAGACAUCAAGCAUUCCCCUGAGUUAGAAGAGUUUAGGGCUGCCCACCCAUUCCUCUUUUUGAUCAAACACAAUCCAACCAACACUAUUGUCUAUUUUGGCAGAUAUUGGUCUCCCUAAAGAGAGGAAGAGAUGGCAAUAACACAUACCUUCCCCUCAGAAACAAAAUCUCCUUACUGUAGUGCUACAGCAUAAUCUUAUCUCUUCCAUAGAAAAGACAUACCCACAGGAGAGGACACAGCACCAAGCACACUUCCCUUCCUAUAAUGAUUUCAGAAUGGCUUGAUAUGAGCAGAACUGAGCCAACAAGCUGGUAAGAACGAAGACACUUAGCAGCCAUGAAGGUGACAAGUGAUUUUCACCCAAGGAAUAAAUAGUAAGAAUGAGCCUAAGUCCUUGGGAGCUCGUUACACAGAAAGCAAUGAGCUUUGCUCAUCCCUUUCCCUGGUAACAUACCGCUAACAAAACAAUGUUACCAUUCUUGAAACAUGGGCUUUGAGAUCUCUAGUCUAGAGGGGAUGUUUAAUAUUAUGGCUUAAUAUUAUAUUCUGUUUUCCUUCUAAUAAUCCAUUAAUGAUUUAGAUGCAUACAAUUGAUUUUGUUUUGGCUAACAUAAUAAAAGAAAACAAC